AUGGCUAAAACUAGUCACAAGUCCGUUCUACCGAACUCCUCAUCAAGUCCAAGCAGCCGAAGACCCAUCAAGUCCAUGCAGCCGAAGACCCAUCAAGUCCAUGCAGCCGAAGACCCAUCAAGUCCAUGCAGCCGAAGACCCAUCAAGUCCAUGCAGCCGAAGAUCCGUCAAGUCCAUGCAGGCGAAGACCCAUCAAGUUCUAGUCUCCGUGGUGCAGUGCCGAAGACCCAUCAAGUCCAAGCAGCCGAAGACCCAUCAAGUCCAUGCAGUCGAAGACCCGUCAAGUCCAUGCAGCCGAAGACCCGUCAAGUCCAUGCAGCCGAAGACCCGUCAAGUCCAUGCAGCCGAAGACCCGUCAAGUCCAUGCAGUCGAAGACCCGUCAAGUCCAUGCAGCCGAAGACCCGUCAAGUCCAUGCAGCCGAAGACCCGUCAAGUCCAUGCAGCCGAAGACCCGUCAGGUCCAUGCAGCCGAAGACCCAUCAAGUCCAUGCAGCCGAAGACCCAUCAAGUCCAUGCAGCCGAAGACCCAUCAAGUCCAUGCAGCCGAAGACCCGUCAAGUCCGUUCUACCGAACUCCCGUCAUUGUGUAG
This is a messenger RNA of Procambarus clarkii (red swamp crayfish), 591 nucleotides long. NCBI's taxonomy places the organism in Eukaryota, Metazoa, Arthropoda, Malacostraca, Decapoda, Cambaridae. The record is from RefSeq and is a predicted model, not a curated record.